Coniophora puteana RWD-64-598 SS2 is the source of this 339-nucleotide messenger RNA. RefSeq lists its product as uncharacterized. The transcript is spliced from 2 exons. The record is from RefSeq and is a predicted model, not a curated record. The annotation marks the transcript as partial. Lineage: Eukaryota; Fungi; Basidiomycota; Agaricomycetes; Boletales; Coniophoraceae.
AUGCGGGAGGUGGAGAGGACGGGGAGUGUGCGGGCUGUUGUGGGUGUGAAGGGCCAGUUUGCGAGUUUUGAGAAGACGCAGCCGGGGUACUACGGUGAGCUGGGCUCGAUCAUCCUGCACCAGACGCUCUUCAGCCUCUUCCCGCCGUCGUCGUUCGACGCGGCGCUGAUCGCGCCCCUCGCGCCUGCCGAGUUCAUCCAGCGCAUACUUGUGCCCGAGACGGCGGUGCGGCUGGUCAUGCAGGACCUCGGGCAGCCGCCGGACGAGGCGCUGCGGACGUUGCGGGAGAGCGCGCAGUAUGGUGUGGCGAUGUUUCCUGAUGCUGGGAUUGAGGAAGGC